AUGGCAUUUUCCGAUCUGGAAGAAACUGAUUUACAAUCUCUUCUAACGACCCCAAUACACUUUGAGGAAGUAGAGCAAAAUCAAGCGGAAACACGAUUGCCGAAAAUCAACACUCGAAGUAAAUUUGUUGGUGGAAAGGAUAGUGACUUUCCUGUGGAAUUCCUAAGUAAAGGAUCGUGGUACCUUCACCUUGUGGCAUUUUGUGCAAAAUGUAUACUUCCAGGAACCAUUUCUGAACGUUUAAUGCGUAGUUCACGGUUAAUCGAAGCAAUGUUAGACUGGAUUUCAACUCCUCAAAAUUACGUGGAAUUCGUUGACUUCUGUUUAAACGAAAACAGCUUAAAUACAUUAAUCUGUAGAGUCAGAGAAACAAUCCAGUUUCUCUCGAAGGAAUUAGCGUCAUUUUUAUGUAACAUUCCGUCUUCGUAUGACUCAGUCAGUAAUCGUGAAAGAAUUGGUGAGAAUAUUCUCUCACUAGUGAUUCCAGAAUACAUUAGUGAUAUAUUCAUUUACUACAAAAACGAAAAGAGAAAUCUUAGUAUUCUUCAGCCAUCUGAGAAGCACACUGACAAAGUUUCGCAUCUCCUUUUGGAAUACUUUGAAGCAUUUUGGAGUACUGAUGACAAUGAACUGAAAAUUUUACUUUCUAUUCCUCUUAAGCAAUUUCAUGGUGAAUACAGUAAUGAUAUGAACAGGCCGAAAGUAGUUGGGACCGUUUUCAGUGAUAUGAAAUCAAAGCCAGUGAAUCUACUAAAAAAUAUUUUCUCUUUGCGUUUAAUUGCCCUUGUAUGUAUUUGUAAAGCUGUCCUCGACUUAUUCAAAGAAAGUAUGAAAAAUACUUCCGUUGUUCUGAAGAACCAUCAUCUUUAUAGUGAUGCAAACAAUUUUAUCUCGAUAUAUGAUAUGUGUGCAUUUGUCGCAGUAAGUUUCGAAAAAUUAAAUGUUUUAAAAUACCUUAUAAAAACUGGCAAAAUCCAUCCAUCAAGAUGCAUCGAUCCAGAUGGCAGGAACUUAAUUAUAGCAGCGACAAGUGCUAGUAAAAUAGAUAUCAUAAAAUAUUUAGUUACUGAGGUCGAACCUCCUAUAAAUAUUAAUGAUAAAUCACAUUCUGGAAAUACAGCCUUGCAUAUUGCUGUUUGCUUGAAUAACUUAGAUUUGGUCAAAUUACUAGUUGACACAGGUGGAGCUUCUGUGGACCCUGUUAAUAUAAAUGGGAAUGGCACGACUCCAUUGCAUAUGGCUGCUAUGUAUGGUCAUACUAGUGUUGCAGAGUUUUUAGUUCAGCGUUCAGCUGAUUUGAAUUCCAGAACAACACUAGACGGUUUAACACCAUUUCAAUUAGCUCAUACAUAUCAUCAUUAUGAAUUGGCUAACUGGUUGCAUCAAAUGAAUACAGUACAUCGUAAAAUAUCACCAUCAUCAAGUAUAUCAAAACACUUAUCAUUAAAACAAACUACACUGGAAUAUUUACGAAAGAAAUUUCAAUAA
This is a messenger RNA of Trichobilharzia szidati, 1488 nucleotides long. The record is from the annotation of a GenBank genome assembly. NCBI's taxonomy places the organism in Eukaryota, Metazoa, Platyhelminthes, Trematoda, Strigeidida, Schistosomatidae.